Messenger RNA from Chlamydomonas reinhardtii, 2118 nucleotides. RefSeq lists its product as uncharacterized. The record is from RefSeq and is a predicted model, not a curated record. Lineage: Eukaryota; Viridiplantae; Chlorophyta; Chlorophyceae; Chlamydomonadales; Chlamydomonadaceae. The transcript is spliced from 5 exons. Bases 135 to 1421 code for a protein of 428 amino acids.
CACACGUGAAACUUGCUAAGAGUUCGGUCAAAGCCUGGCAAUUCUAGACCCCCGACCCGAGUCAAACUUUUAGCAGGCAGGUUUAGUACCACGUCGCCUCAUGCUAUUACCAGACUUGUGACUGUACAUAGAGAAUGACAAGGAUAGCUCCAGAAGUCGUGGAUUUGACCGCCGAGUCUGGGCGCGCCAUUUCUUCGGCUGCUGCUCGCUUGCAAAAACGUCCCGCGUCGCCGAGUGGGCAGCAUGAUGGUCUCCAUAAGCGGGCAAAGGAGGCGCUGGCUGAACUGGCACCAGGCCCGCGUCGGCUUAAUAAGCGUGCCUUGGACUCAGAGGAGCGACCGCAGAGCACCGUCAUGGACCGCGCGCUCCAGGCCUCUGAGCUCGAAAACAGCCUAAAAAGCAUGUCGGGCGCUCUACGGUGGCGCAGUCCUGUCAAGCCUCACAAGCUCGCGCGGCUGGGCGAGGGGCUCCCGGGCCGCCGCACGGCGGUCCGCGGCAUCGUGGACGUGGACGAGGAGGGCGGCCAGGCAGGGCAGCUGCCACAGCAGCCGCUGCCACAGGGCCACCGGAGGAGCUCCGGCGGCAGCGCCACUGCUGCUGACGGGGCGGCGGCGUGCCAGGGUGGUAGCUCUGGAGCUGGGGCAGCAGCGUGCAAGCAGCAGCAUGUGACCGUGUGCGGCAGCGCCAGCGCGGCACAGCAACAGGCGCCACCAGGGCAGCAGCAGCAGGCGCAGCAGCCCGAAUGGGGCGCGCUGUUCACGGCGCUAAGCCUGGGCGGAGGCGGCGGGCGCAGCAGCCAGCGGGCCGACCCCAUUUGGGCGGCGGCGAGCAUGAACCGCGGCGGUUGCGGCGGCGCGGGCGACGGAGCUGGAGUGCGGCGGCCUGGCGCGACCGCAGAUGCGGCGCCGGCUGCCUCGGCACUAGGCGCACCCGCCCGACCAGCCGCGCAACCCGCCCGCCUGCAGCCUCCCGCAAACGCGCCGAUCGCGUCCGGUGGCGGCGCCUCCUGGCGCAGAAACCUCAGCACCUCUAGUGGCGCCCCCGCAGCGCCCAGCACGUUCGCCCUAGCGCCCACACCCGCAGCCGCAACUUGCCACAGUGACAGUGGUUGUGCGGCGGCGGCGACGCAACUGGAUGGGGCGAUGGAGGAGGACGCAGCGGGCACAGGAUGCAGCCGCGCUGCGGCAGUGAACACGGGGGCGGGAUCGCAAACAAGCGCGGCCGUAGCCGCUAUUGAGCCGGAUGCGGCAGCUGCGGCGGCUAGCGGCAUGGACUUGGACAUGGCCAUAGAAGACCGAAGCACGACGGCGGGGUCGAUGGCGGCUGCCGCGGCGCCUGCUAGGCCGCGGGGCGGGUUUCUCAUGUCGGAGUUCAACCGGCUCCGGGCCUUCGGAGCGGGCCCGCCCGCAGUCCUUGGGUAGACAGGCAGCCCGCACGGCCGCACACGUUUGGGAAGCCUGUGAGCCGGUGUAGUUACGGGACUGUGCGCGCGCACGUAGGACCGCCGUAUUUAAUUCUUAGAGUGAAUGCCCGGUUAAUGAUGGACCGGAUGACUAGGGCGUGUGGUAUUAACGCGGUCGCGUCACUCACGAUACUUGAUACGGACUUGCGGUGAUCUUUUCAUUCUUACGUGUGAUACCGCACGCUUCGUGUGAUGCCUCUUACCCUGAAGCCGAAACAUGCUGUGCACUGGGCUUGGUAUAGAGCUUUGUAUGAACUUGAUACCGUAUACUAAGGUUCAGGAGCUACAUCAGUUUUGCGCGUAGCACUUGCUACGGCACCCGCCAUAUUUCAAGGGUAAUACGUUUGGUGAGUCACUGAGUCGGAACACAUUUAUGGACGUGAUAAGACCAUGGACGCGUGAUGGUGUUCAGUAAACAUGAUGACACGAACGCGCGCCAUCCGCAGAGGAUGUAGAUAAGCAGCUUGCCAUCACCCACAAACUUAGGCCAGGCAAUGCCGUACACCGAAGACAACCGAGUACUGGCUGCAUUCGUCGGGGGCGGGCUGAGGCUCGGACACAUGAGUGCAUAGCGUUAGACACGCGCAUGGAAGAUGGUGGAUGGCGCACAGGAGCCGACGUAUGAGUGCGAUAUGCGCAUGUAAUGGAUGUGCCUC